Sciurus carolinensis (gray squirrel) is the source of this 4238-nucleotide messenger RNA. RefSeq names its product zinc finger protein 286A (gene Znf286a). The transcript is spliced from 7 exons. The record is from RefSeq and is a predicted model, not a curated record. Gene Ontology annotation, biological process: regulation of transcription by RNA polymerase II. Bases 233 to 1816 code for a protein of 527 amino acids. NCBI's taxonomy places the organism in Eukaryota, Metazoa, Chordata, Mammalia, Rodentia, Sciuridae. Gene Ontology annotation, molecular function: RNA polymerase II cis-regulatory region sequence-specific DNA binding; DNA-binding transcription factor activity, RNA polymerase II-specific.
CCGAGCUGGCCCGAGAAGUUCGUAGCCUUUGUCAGGCCCAGGAUGGGAGGCUCCCGCUCCGUAGGACCGAGGCAGGCUCCACCGUAAGAAAGAAACCCGACCUGACCUGACUUGAGACCUUUCCUCAGAGUCCCCUGAGGAAAGACAGAAAGGAACACUCCGAGGCUCCCGGGACUUCUAACUGCUCUGUCCAUAGAGGCGUGACUUGGGUGAAGAACAAAAUCUUCAGGACAUGGAGGAGGUGGUGAUCAUGGAGACAGAUUUGGCCGGAAUGCCUGAGAAAAAAGCUAUGUCUUCCCAGGAUUUCCCCCUCUGCCAGGAGAAGAACACAGAAAAUGAAGAAGUGGCAGCUAUGCGCCUCACAGCCAGAUCACAGGAAAGAGUGACAUUCAAGGAUGUGGCCAUGGACUUUACUCCAGAGGAGUGGAGGAACCUGGAUCCUACACAAAGGAAUGUGAUGCUGGAGAACUAUAGGAACUUGGUCUCACUUUGGCUUCCAGUUUCCAAACCUGAGAAUUAUAAUUUGAACAGUGGAAAAGAACCAUUAAAACUUGAGAGAAGAAUUCCCAAAUGCAGCUAUUCAGACAUGGAGACUUUACCUGAGAACAAAGAUUCAACUUCAAUGCAAGAUUUUUCCAAAGAUGAUUCACACCAGAUUGCAAUAAUAGACAGACUGGCAAGAAGUAGUGUCUAUGACUCCAACUUGGAUACAGCUCUUGAAUGUGAAAAUUGGUUAGAAAGUCAGCAAGGAAAACAGGAGAAACACUUGCGAGAAAUGUUUACCCAUAUGAAUUCACUUCCUGAAGAAGGAGAUCAUGAACGUGAUAUAUAUUGGAAAACCUUUGGUCAGAAGUCUGUCCUUGUCACUCAAGACAGAGUUCCCAAAGGAUCUUAUGCCUUUCACUCACUUGGGAAAAGAUUGAAACAGAAAUCAAAUUUAAUGAAAAAGCAGAGAACCUGUAAAGAGAAAAAACCUCAUAAAUGUAAUGACUGUGGUGAACUCUUCACUUACCAUUCAGUGCUUAUUCGACACCAGAGAGUCCAUACUGGAGAGAAACCCUAUACUUGUAAUGAAUGUGGGAAAUCUUUUAGCCACAGAGCUAAUUUAACUAAACACCAGAGAACUCAUACUAGAAUUCUCUUUGAGUGUAGUGAAUGUAAGAAAACCUUCACAGAAAGCUCAUCCCUUGCAAUACACCAGAGAAUUCACAUCGGAGAGAGACCUUAUGAAUGCAGUGAAUGUGGGAAAGGUUUUAACCGAAGCACACAUCUUGUGCAGCAUCAGUUGAUUCAUACUGGAGUGAAACCUUAUGAAUGUAAUGAAUGUGAUAAAGCUUUUAUUCAUUCAUCAGCACUCAUUAAACAUCAAAGAACUCAUACUGGAGAGAAACCCUAUAGAUGCCUAGAAUGUGGGAAAGCCUUUAGCCAUUGUUCAUCACUUACUAAGCAUCAGAGAGUUCAUACUGGAGAGAAGCCAUAUGAGUGUAGUGAAUGUGGGAAAACUUUUAGUCAGAGCACACACCUUGUUCAGCAUCAGAGAAUUCAUACUGGAGAAAAACCCUACGAGUGUCAUGAAUGUGGGAAAACCUUUAGCCGGAGCUCAAAUUUUGCAAAACAUCAAAGAAUUCAUAUUGGAAAGAAACCCUACAAAUGUAGUGAAUGUGGAAAAGCCUUCAUUCAUUCAUCAGCUCUUAUUCAACACCAAAGAACUCAUACUGGAGAGAAACCCUUUAGAUGUAAUGAAUGUGGGAAAAGCUUUAAGUGCAGUUCAUCACGCUUCAGACAUCAAAGAAUUCACACAGAAGAGCAACCCUGAAAUUUGCUGAAUGGGAAGAAAUGAUUCCAGUCAAGGAGAGAACUGAAGCAACUGUGAGGCACCAGGGCAUACUUUCCUGUUGGGUGUGGAAAAAGCUUAUGAGACAGCCCUCAAGUGACUCACUUAAGGGUUAGUAGCUUCCCUUCAUGAAGAAGUUGCCAUUUUUCGUGUUGUUGUUCUUGUUCUCCAUAUGUCACUUGGUCUUUGUCCCAGACCCCUUAAGAAAGUGGACAAGGCACAAAAUCACAGAGGCAUAUUAGCAUAAGUUGCAUGGGUGACCAAAAACCAGUGGCAAAAUUGAAAACAAAAUCAGUAGUACAAAUAAAUAUCUAGUAAAAUGCUAUACAUAUGUCAAUUUUUGUUAUAUGAAAACUAGAGGAAAAAAUCAUAAUCACAGAUUCCAUCUUUUCUUCUGAAUCUUUACCUUUCAUUCCAUACAUUUGCCCCCUCCACAUUAUUCCUCUCAUUAAUCCUUAAGUUUUAUGAUUGAAGAAAAUUAGGGGGUAGGUAUAAAGAAUUAAUGAUAAUGGGGAUCACUCUCAUGAAGGCUGGAGUAUAUAAAUCCAGCAGUGAUGUGAAUCACAGGAAAUAAAGAUGAAAGGCCUCUUCAGGAAGAGAUUAUGGAAACACAUGGAAGAGGGUCAAAGUGGUUAGAAAGGAUUAGGGUUCAGAGAUCAGGGUGAGAAUAGCUGACUCAAUAAAACAUAGGAAAUGGAGUUCAAAUCUUUCAUCCUCUUAAUCAGUAUUAGUGGUUUAGAGCAGGCAGUGGCAAACUAUGGCAUGGACUCUUGGACCAUGUCUGGCCCACUGCUUUUUCUGUGAAUUUUGUUGGAACUCAGCCACACUCAUCAGUUACAUGCUGUCUUUGCUUUUCUGUGCAACACAGAAUUGAAUAGCUGCAACAGAGGUUGUGUCUCCAGGCUGCUAUAAUCUAAUUCCAUAUACUGGAUAACUUAUAAACAGAAAUUUCUCAACAGUUCUGGAGACUGAGAAUUCCAAGACCAAGGCACCAGAAGAUUUGGGUUCAGUGAUGAGCUACUUCUUGGUUCACAGAGGGCUCCUUCUCUGUGUCCUCACCUGAUAGGAGGGGAGAACUUUGAUCUCUUCAGUCCCUUAAGAGUGCACUGGUCCCCUUCAAGAAGACUCCACUGGGGUGACCUAAUCACUUCCUAAAAGCCCUACUUUGUAAUACCAUGACAUGGGUGAUUAGGUUUCAAUGUAAGAAUUUUGGAGGGGCAUAUUGAAUCCUUAGCAGAUUGUAUGUCCCCCAAAACCUAAAACAUUUACUGUUAGGCUCAUUAUAGAAAAUGUUAACUGGUCCCUGUCCUGGAGAAUCCAUGUCAAGAAGUGGAAUAGAAGGAUUAAAUCCAGUCAGAGAAACAAGUGGAAUGGAAAGUUAUAAUGAUGGUGAACAUAGUCUUCCUCAGGGACUAGCCAUUGUGGUUACCCUCUUAAGCUAGACUGGUAAGCAGAACAAGGCAGAUAAAUACCCUGAGGGACUGCUUGGGACUCCAUAGUCCUAUUACUAUUUUUAAGGUUAUAGAAUAUUGAGAGAGAAAAAAAUGGGGUGGGGGACAGAAGAUGGGAAAUGAUGCAUGAAAACAUUCUUAAUCACUAGGUUGCAACUAUAUAUGAUGGAGAGAGUUGUAGUUAUUAAGGCUUUUUCAAUGUGCCAAAAGCUUGAGUGAAAAGAAAUUCAUUUUGGAGGCCAAAUUUUGACUAAUGGAAGAAGACCAACAUGGGCUUUUCAAAGCUGGGUGUGAUUUCUGCCACUCCCAGUAAGUAAUUAUGUAACCUUGAAAAAACUACUUAAUCUGGGUUUCAGUUUCUUUAUCUGUAAAGUGGGAGUAAGUCAUCCCUUCCUCACAAAAUUGUCACAAAGGUUAAAUGAAAGUGCAUAUAUAGGACCUAGCACAUAAUAACCUAUAGACAGCCCCCUACUCCUGCCCUCUCCCACCUCCUUGCUCAUGUGUUGAGUACUCUGAGGUCGCAUGCUCUCUUUCUCUCUAAAUAUAUAAUGUUUAUAUAAUUUUAAAUCAUAUUUUCAUCAAGUGACUAAGCAUCAAUCAGGAGAAGUUAUAUUAGAAUGAGUGUAUCUCCCCACCUUUUGUUUACCAGUAAGGAACUGUAACUGUCCUGCUCUCCAGCUUAUCUUAAAGAUGGAUAUUCCUUCUGAAUAUCACUUAAGCAGGAGCUAUCUGAUAGUUUCAGAGACUCAAGUUUACAACCUAAUUGCCGUUUAAAUAGUGUUAAGGAAUUUGCUCUUUUACUGGGAACUCUGACCCUUUCCAUUUUGUAUUUGUCCUUUCUAUGCCUAAUGUUUAACCUAACAACAUGUUUGUACUCCACAUAAAUCUUGGAAGUUUUAAUGAUCUGCAUUUUAAAUGUUUUGGUUACCUAUAAACUAUAUUAUCUGCUCUUA